Molecule: messenger RNA, 3019 nt
Organism: Carica papaya (papaya)
Lineage: Eukaryota; Viridiplantae; Streptophyta; Magnoliopsida; Brassicales; Caricaceae
Source: RefSeq, a predicted model, not a curated record
AGGUCUUCAAGUCCAAGUAAGGGAGAAGCUGAUUUCUUUGGCAAUGACUUGUCUCCAACUGAUUGUGAAAAUUUUGUUCGGUCCUUUGAGGAAGAAAUUAUGGAAGGGUUUGCUGCAGCAAGAACUUCAGCUGAUGGAGGUGAAAGACAAGAGGGGUGGACUUCUAAACAGCGUUUACUAGUGGUUGCCAACAGGUUACCUGUCUCUGCUGUGAGGCGGGGGGACGAUGUAUGGCAUCUUGAAAUUAGUGUUGGGGGACUAGUCAGUGCACUUCUGGGUGUGAAGGAAUUUGAAGCUAGAUGGAUUGGUUGGGCUGGUGUUAAUGUACCUGAUGAUAUUGGACAAAGAGCACUAACUAAAGCUUUAGCUGAAAAGAGGUGCAUUCCAGUGUUUCUGGACGAGGAAACUGUUCAUCAAUACUACAAUGGUUAUUGUAACAACAUCUUGUGGCCUCUUUUUCAUUAUCUUGGCCUUCCACAAGAAGAUCGUCUUGCAACCACCAGAAGUUUUCAGUCCCAAUUUGAUGCAUACAAGAAGGCAAACCAGAUGUUUGCUGAUGUGGUAAACAAGCACUAUGAAGAAGGUGAUGUUGUUUGGUGUCAUGAUUAUCACCUAAUGUUUCUCCCGCAGUGUCUAAAAGAACGUAACAAUAAGAUGAAAGUUGGCUGGUUCCUUCAUACACCCUUUCCAUCCUCAGAAAUACAUAGGACCCUACCAUCUCGGUCAGAACUAUUAAGAUCUGUUCUUGCUGCUGAUUUAGUCGGGUUUCAUACAUAUGAUUAUGCAAGACAUUUUGUAAGUGCUUGUACUCGUAUUCUUGGGCUGGAGGGUACACCUGAAGGAGUAGAGGAUCAAGGAAAGCUGACUCGGGUGGCUGCGUUUCCUAUUGGAAUCGAUUCUGAUCGAUUCAUACGAGCCCUUGAGCUUCCUCAAGUCCAGGACCACGUAAGAGAGCUUAAACAAAGAUUUGAUGGGAGAAAGGUAAUGUUAGGUGUUGACCGGCUCGACAUGAUUAAGGGAAUUCCACAAAAAAUUUUGGCUUUUGAAAAAUUCCUUGAGGAAAAUCCAAAUUGGCGUGAUAAAGUAGUUCUGCUUCAGAUUGCUGUGCCCACAAGGACAGAUGUCUGCGAGUAUCAGAAGCUCACAAGCCAAGUUCACGAGAUUGUUGGGCGCAUUAAUGGAAGAUUUGGGACCCUAUCUGCAGUUCCAAUACACCAUCUGGAUCGGUCUCUUGACUUUUAUGCAUUAUGUGCACUCUAUGCUGUUACUGAUGUGGCACUUGUUACAUCAUUGAGAGAUGGAAUGAACCUAGUUAGCUAUGAGUUUGUUGCGUGCCAAGCUUCCAAAAAAGGGGUUCUUAUUCUAAGUGAGUUUGCAGGUGCUGCACAGUCGCUUGGUGCUGGUGCUCUCUUGGUAAAUCCAUGGAAUAUAACUGAAGUUGCUGCUUCUAUUGGUUAUGCUCUGAAUAUGCCAGCUGAUGAAAGAGAAAAACGACACCACCAUAAUUUCAUGUAUGUGACUACUCAUACAUCUCAAGAAUGGGCAGCAACAUUUGUAAGUGAACUUAAUGAUACAAUUGUUGAAGCUCAACUUAGGACAAGACAAGUUCCACCACUACUUCCAAUGAAAAUUGCAGUUGACCGCUAUUUGCAAUCCAAUAACCGGUUGCUCAUACUGGGGUUCAAUGCGACAUUAACUCAACCAGCAAACACACUAGGGAGAAGGGGAGAUCAGAUACGAGAAAUGGAGCUUAAGUUGCACCCAGAUUUAAGAGAGCCCUUGAAGAAUUUGUGUGAUGAUCCAAAGACAACAACUGUUGUCAUCAGUGGAAGUGAUAGAAGUGUCCUAGAUGAUAACUUUGGUGAAUACAACAUGUGGUUGGCAGCAGAAAAUGGUAUGUUUUUACGCCUCACAACAGGAGAGUGGAUGACAACAAUGCCAGAAAAUUUGACUAUGGAUUGGGUUGACAGCGUAAAGCAUGUCUUUGAGUACUUUACUGAAAGAACACCACGGUCUCAUUUUGAGCUCCGCGAAACUUCUCUUUUAUGGAAUUAUAAAUAUGCAGAUGUUGAGUUUGGAAGACUUCAAGCAAGGGAUAUGUUGCAACAUCUGUGGACAGGGCCUAUCUCUAACGCUGCUCUUGAUGUUGUCCAAGGUAGCCGAUCUGUCGAAGUCCGGGCUGUUGGUGUUACAAAGGGUGCAGCCAUCGAUCGAAUAUUAGGGGAGAUAGUUCAUAACAAAGGCUUGAAGGCACCCAUUGAUUAUGUGCUAUGUGUUGGCCACUUUUUGGGAAAGGAUGAGGAUGUUUAUACUUUCUUUGAGCCAGAGCUUCCUUGUGAGAUCCUCCCAGCAAUAAGAACCAAAGUUGCAGAUCCUGUUGUGGCCCCUAUACCUCAUAAUUCUUUGUCCAAGACAGCUCGCCUUAAAAAGCAACGGUCUUUGUCAACUUUAGAAAGGAGAUCAGUGAAUCCUGUGGUUAGGGGUGCUUGGCGGCCUAUAAUGCGGGACAAAGUUUCACUACAUGAAGGUUCAUCUGUACUUGAUCUCAAGAGUGAGAAUUACUUCUCUUGCUCUGUUGGAAGGAAGCAAUCAAGUGCUCGAUAUCUCCUUGGAUCAUCAGAUGAUGUUGUUGCACUCAUAAAGGAUCUUGCAGAGUGUUCUUCAGAGGUUGAAUGUCUGGGAGAGGAGCAAAGGGGCGCGUGAGAACGACUGGAAGUUUUCCAAUACUUAAUGCACAGAAAUCCCUUCUACCAUUUAAGGCCGCUCCUACUCCAGAAAGAAAUUCUCAUUAUAUUUUUAAACCGUAGUCCAUAGGUACAGAUUUACAGUAGACACGAAUUACCUAGAUGAUGUUAUUUAGGGAACAUGCUGAAAGAAUUGGGAGGGAAAAAAAAAGUGAACAGAACUCUCUGCUACCAAUCUGGGUCUGGCAACUUUUUGUAUGACUUGAUUCCUCUAUUGCAAAGGAAUUUAUUCUGAUGAUUGAAAGGAUAGUUCAUUAGACUCAUAGUUCCAACCU